AUGAGAUCCAAUCGAGUUUAUGUACUCGUCUGCCAAGUGCUGCUGGUGCUUCUGUCCAGUUUGUCAUUUGCAGAUGAAUAUGAUGGCGAAUUCACCACCGAAGAGGCAGGGCAAAGGAAAAUGACGAAACAAAAGGUGUGGUUCAUGAGGGACGCGGAACUUCCAGGGGGGAUCACUCUGCCAUUGUCACCUUUGACUCUCCUUUUUCUUCUUUUCGGGAUGACCCAUCUCUAUUUGAACUGGGGAACCUACGCCUGGUGCGAAGCUUCCCACAUUUUGCUCAAGGAUCACUCCAAAGAGGGUAAACAAGCCAUGAAGGAAAUAUGCCAACAGAUUGGAAGCGACUACAAAAGGUUUCAAGAGAAUGCUCGGCAAAUGUCGGAUUGCCCCUCCAGGAAAGAUGGAGGAGAUCUAGGCAGAUUUUACCGAGGGGACAUGGCCAAGAAUUUCGACAGGGCAUGUUUUGAUCCAAACGUACCUACUGGAAAGUGUGUUGGACCCCUCGAAACUAGCUUUGGAUUUCACCUCAUUUUCAUUCAAAAGAGAUCCAUCUAG
This is a messenger RNA of Seminavis robusta, 555 nucleotides long. The record is from the annotation of a GenBank genome assembly. NCBI's taxonomy places the organism in Eukaryota, Bacillariophyta, Bacillariophyceae, Naviculales, Naviculaceae.